Colletotrichum truncatum is the source of this 2028-nucleotide messenger RNA. Its product is annotated as Xaa-Pro aminopeptidase. Lineage: Eukaryota; Fungi; Ascomycota; Sordariomycetes; Glomerellales; Glomerellaceae. Gene Ontology annotation, molecular function: metalloaminopeptidase activity. The record is from RefSeq and is a predicted model, not a curated record.
AUGAUUUGGAGCAACCUCCAGCCCGUAACUAAAAUCCUCUGCCGCAGCUGUUCAUCACUCUUCAUAAGCUUUCAGGCCCAGUCCAUCCUGCCAUCUGUUAAGUCUCGUACUGUCCUCGCCUCAUUCAGUCACGUCGGCUGCCGAGUAUUGUAUCACACUACAACCCUCAAUAUGGAGCGAGUUGAUACCGCCGACCGCCUUUCAAGACUUAGGGAGUUGAUGAAAGCUCGCAAGGUCGACGUUUACGUCGUUCCCUCAGAGGAUUCCCACUCAUCUGAGUAUAUUGCUGGUUGCGAUGGCCGCCGCGAGUUUAUAUCUGGAUUCAGCGGCUCUGCAGGGUGCGCUAUUGUGACAUUGGAGAAGGCAGCUCUGGCAACGGAUGGGAGAUACUUCAACCAAGCCUCUAAGCAAUUGGACCAAAACUGGCUGUUGUUGAGACAGGGUCUUCAGGACGUCCCCACCUGGCAAGAAUGGUCUGCUGAACAAUCCUCUGGCGGGAAAGUAGUCGGAGUCGACCCAGAACUCAUCACGGGUUCUAUUGCUAAAAAGCUUGCCGAAAAGAUCAAGAGAUCUGGUGGUUCGGACUUGGUAGCCCUGGACGAGAAUCUGGUCGACCUGGUGUGGGCUGGAGACCGUCCUGAAAGACCCAAGAGCCCUGUUGUCGUCCUACCUGAGAAGUUCAGUGGCAAAGACGUUAAAGCCAAACUCAAAGACUUGAGACAUGAGUUGGACAAGAAGAAUUCCCAUGCCUUUGUCGUAUCUAUGCUGGAUGAAAUCGCCUGGCUUUUCAACCUACGCGGCAGCGACAUUCCCUAUAAUCCUGUCUUCUUCUCUUACGCCAUUAUCACGCCUGAUUCUGCCACCCUCUAUGUUGACGAGUCUAAGCUAGGAGAAGAAACUCGAGCAUACCUCUCAGACAACGACAUCACAACUAAACCAUAUGAGAGCAUCUAUGAUUCUAUAAGUGUCUUACGCUCAUCUGCGGAUAAAGUUGGUGAUGCCGCCUCGAAUUCUGCCCUGAAAAGAUUUAUCAUUUCAACAAAGGCGUCUUGGGCCCUGAAACGUUCUCUCGGUGGGGACGGACAGGUCGAUGAGGUUCGUAGCCCCAUUGGAGACUCGAAAGCUGUCAAGAACAAGACUGAGAUGGCAGGCAUGAGGUCUUGCCACAUCCGAGAUGGUGCCGCGUUAAUUGAGUACUUUGCCUGGCUGGAAGAUCAACUGGUAGCUAAGAAAGCUAGACUGGACGAAGUUCAAGCUGCAGAUAAGCUUGAGCAACUCCGUUCGAAGCAUAAGGACUAUGUCGGUCUUUCCUUUGACACCAUCUCUUCCACAGGUGCAAAUGCUGCUGUUAUUCACUACAAGCCAGAGCGUGGUGCUUGCUCCAUUAUCGAUCCAACCGCCAUCUACCUCUGUGACUCUGGUGCACAAUAUCUCGACGGUACAACGGACACAACAAGAACGUUGCACUUUGGACAGCCUACGGAAGCCGAGAAGCUCGCAUACACGCUAGUACUCAAGGGCAACAUCGCGCUGGACACUGCUGUAUUCCCCAAGGGAACUACGGGCUUCGCACUUGACUGCUUGGCCCGUCAACACUUAUGGAGGGAGGGUCUAGAUUACCGCCAUGGUACUGGACAUGGCGUAGGCUCUUACCUUAACGUGCAUGAAGGUCCAAUUGGCAUAGGCACUCGGGUGCAGUUUGCUGAGGUUGCCCUUGCGCCAGGCAAUGUUGUGUCAAUCGAGCCUGGAUUCUACGAAGACGGGUCGUACGGUAUUCGGAUCGAAAACGUGGCCAUGGUUACCGAAGUGAAGACGAAAUAUUCUUUCGGAGACAAACCCUACCUAGGAUUCGAACACGUCACCAUGGUUCCGUACUGCCAGAACCUCAUUGAACCCAGUCUUCUGACUUCGGAGGAAAAGCAAUGGCUUAACUCCCAUAACGCCGAGAUCCUCCACAAAACUAAGGAUUUCUUCAAAGAGGAUCCCUUGACACUGGCAUGGCUGACGCGGGAGACACAGCCGUUGUAA